Columba livia (rock pigeon) is the source of this 3048-nucleotide messenger RNA. It is a transcript of the gene CEP41, whose product is annotated as centrosomal protein 41. Gene Ontology annotation, biological process: protein polyglutamylation; cilium assembly. Gene Ontology annotation, cellular component: ciliary basal body. Bases 1464 to 2471 code for a protein of 335 amino acids. Lineage: Eukaryota; Metazoa; Chordata; Aves; Columbiformes; Columbidae. The record is from RefSeq and is a predicted model, not a curated record. The transcript has 9 exons.
AAAACCGAAAGAGCGUCGAGGAGCUGGUUUGAAUCCCAGAUUUGCUUGGAAAUCUCCGCUCCGCUGAUUCCCACAACCAUUUACAGGCAUGAACGGUAGAAAAACGCAGCGAUAGGAUGCAAAGGUGCUUCUACCCGGGCACUUUCCGCUCUCUCCUGUGCCUUAUUUCUCUGUCUCUCGUGGUGCUUUACAGAUUUAACUUAAGAAACCGGGGAGGCAGGUCCAGAAGUUUUUCCAGAUCCUUCUUUGUGCAGAUUUUCUUACUGAAUGUAACCAGGCAGGAAGAAAUUCUCUGGACUAAAAAAAAAUAGACCAGACUUAACUAGGAAGACUCAGACGGGACAUUUGAGACUUUAUUUCACUUUUAGUUGUAUUAUGGUUGGACUUGUGAUCUUCUCCUUUUAUAUAAUUUUACUAUAUUUGGAUUUAUAUCAGAAUACUCCAGGAUAGGAAAGAGAUGAGCUCGUUCCUGUGUAACUCAUUGAUUUUACAUUUUACAUCGAUGUUUUGAAGACUUUGGGCCAUUCAGGCUAAUGACAGCUUAACUUAUUUUUAUUUCGGUCUCUUUUCCCACUGAAAAUAGACUUUAGAAAAAAUUCUUACUAAUAAAACUAACAUUUUACGCCUUUAUUUCCAACUUCUGUCAGGGUUAUUUUCCCAUGGAGAGCCAGGAAAGCUCUUAAAGCCCAGAGCUGCAUUUAUUGACGUGCAAGAAAACACCUCCCCGUUAAUUAGGAUUUUGAAUGUUCGGUUUGAAUUCUUAGACCCAUUUCUGUGUUCUUUUCAGAUUCAGAUUAUCAGGGAAGUCACUCAUCCGUCCCAUAAAUAUAUUUGUGCUCAGCUUAGCGCAAAAUGGUCCUUUGUUGCUGGUUUGUUUGUUGCUUUUUCUUUUUAAAACACCACAAGUCUUUGGGGAAAAUCCAAAGAGAAACGACCUUGUUUUCCAAAAUCCUGUGUUGACCGACUAAGAUUUCAAUACUUACCGCUGGGUUGCCAUCGCUUUUUAUCUCGGCUGAAAAUCUUGUUGCGUGGGCCGAGCUGCUUUUCAAUCUCCGCUGCGAAUCUGAUUCCGUUUCGUGCCGAAGUUCUUUUGUUUCGUUGUGGUUCUGGACUCCAGGAGAAACUUUCUCAUUCUUUUUUGGGUUGAAUAGACGCUUUCUGUUCCCAGGCAGUUUAGAAACUUCUCCCCCUUGGUUUCUCAUGGAUAGAUGACACCGUUUGGACACGACUUUUAAAUACCCAGCACAGUCAACUCUCUGUCUCUUGUGUAAUGUGAGAGAGUGGGAUUUAAUACCGCGGAAUCAAAAAAUGAUAAGAGAGCUGGAACCGCAAUGAUUUAUCCUUUGGAAAACUGACUUGAGGAGAGACACCAAGUCUCUUCACCCAUUUCCGAAGCCCCGAGGAGCAUCUCCUUGAAUACACAAUAAUUAGAGUUUCAGGCCAGUUCACUGAAGCAAAAAAACAUGUCAGAAAAUCCAGAUGGACCUUCCAGGACAGAACCGGAUUACAGAUAUAAAAAGGACGAGCUGUUUAAAAGACUGAAAGUGACUACUUUUGCCCAGUUGGUCAUCCAGGUCGCUUCUCUAUCUGAUGAAACCUUAGAAGUGCCAAAUGAGGAGAUCCACAAGCUGGAAGAUGGCGAUUCUGCUGCUCCAGAUGCUGAAGUCACAGCAGAGACAAACGGGAAGGGGAGCCCUGAAGGGACACCCAGUCCCGUCCUGUUCAUAGACGACUCGGGAGCUGGAGAAUCGUAUCGGUCCACGCUGCAGAGCGUGAUAAGCGGUGUUGGUGAACUGGAUAUAGAAAAAGACACUCCAAAGAAAGUGGACACUCAGGCAAAAGAGACGCCCUAUCCCGACUGCCCCUUCCUGCUUCUGGACGUACGAGACCGAGACGAAUAUGACCAGUGUCACAUUGUUGGAGCUUAUUCCUACCCUAUUGCAACACAGUCUAGAACCAUGAAUCCGUAUACCAAUAGUAUUCUGCAAUAUAAAAACGCCCAUGGCAAAAUUAUCAUUUUAUACGACAACGAUGAGAGAUUAGCCAGCCAGGCUGCGACCACCAUGUGUGAGAGGGGCUUUGAGAACGUGUUCAUGUUAUCUGGAGGCCUGAAGGUCGUUGGGCAGAAGAUCCCAGAAGGUUUAGUCACCGGUUCAAUCCCCGAGUGCUGCUACGUGGCGGCUCCCACCAGAUCCUCCCGGAAAAAGGCCCCUCCCAAAGCGCCACCUGCGCCUGCUGAAAAUAAAUGGAGAUUUUCCGCAGACGACCUACAAAAGAUAAAGCACUACCUGGAAGAGCAGCACCUUCCUUCGGACACUACCAGCCGUCUUAGCCAUGGUUCUUCAGGCCGUGAUUCCAAAGUGACGACCGUGAGGAGCAGCCCCAGCCUCUCCAGCGCCGCUGGCACCGUGGGAUCCCUCACCACUCGCUCUUUCAGCAAGAGCAGCCUCCAGAACAAGCCAUGGAAAUAAGCAGUCGUGUCUUCUUCCGCUGAAUAAACGUAUGUCCAGGUUCUGGGAACCCUGAGCAGUGCAGCCCGUUUGUCAUUUUAGGAAUUCCGCAGAGAAAAUAACCAAAAAAAGCAGCGGUGGUGAAUAAAUGGCAGCUCGGGUAAGGCUGAGGGAGCUGAAACGGUUGAUGUGUUAUAGAAGUGGGAGCGUGAUCGCUUUGGCAAGGUUGAUUUUUUAUUAGGUGCAGUGCCAGUUCAGAGUUGAUACAACUGAUUUUAAUAGGGGAGGGAGGAAACUCAUCGUAAAACCUGUGACCAGUAGAAACGGUUCUGCUGGUGUUAUAGUUCAGACAAAUUUGUGUCUGUAACAAAUACUCUCCCCGUGCUGCACCCGGAACCGCAAACUGUGCGAACAGCAGAACGCAGGUGACGGUAAAUAAGCCAGAAAUCGUCUGCAAGCAAAAACCGCCGUGUUUUGUGGCAGAGAUACAGACACUCAGCAACUCGCCAAAGCGCUGGAGAGAGGAUUCCCUACGUUUUUGAUUUCUUUUAAUUUAUGUGAAUGAACUGAAGUAUUUGUAAUAAAGAUUUGGAAACAA